AUGCCUAGGGUAUAUAAAACAAAAGAAGGUGCAAGAAAAAGAAUACCAAUCGAUAAGGAAAUCUUGGAGUUGGCUGUUAAUGAUGUUAUAGGGGGUAAGAGUAUUCGUGGUACUGCCAAAGGUUACGGGAUAGCAGUUAUGACACUGAAAAGAUAUGUCAGAAAGAAGAAAAAUGCUACGACUGAAAAUAUUGAUUACACGCCAACCUAUCGCCAGUCACAAAUUUUUUCGUCAACUGAAGAGACAGAACUUGUUAGUUAUUUAAUAAUGGCCAGUAAAUUGUACCAUGGAUUAACUCCUAAGAAUGUACGAGACCUUGCAUUUCAAUAUGCUUCUGAAAAUAGUAAAAAAAUACCACCAAAAUGGGUUGAACAGGAAACAGCUACUUACGAUUGGUUCUACGGUUUUAUGAAUCGUCACAAAGAGUUGUCAUUGCGUGUACCCGAAGCCACUAGUUUGUCUCGCGCCACAGCUUUUAACAGACACAAUGUUGGAACUUUCUUUGAGAAUUUGAAAAGCUUAUUACAGAGAUUUAAUUUUGGGCCGGACCAAAUCUGGAAUGUAGACGAAACUCGAAUCACUACAGUUCAUAAGCCAAAAAAAAUUGUAGCAUGUAGAGGUCUUAAACAAGUGUCUAAGGUCACAUCUGGAGAACGUGGGCAGCUUGUUACUGUAUGUGGAGCUAUAAAUGCUAUAGGUAACCACCUUCCACCAUUUAUUAUAUUCCCACGUAAAAAUUGGCAGCAACGAAUGAUAGAUGGUGGCCCACUGGGUACUGAAGGAGCUCCACAUCCGAGUGGAUGGAUGACUGUACCAAAUUUCCUACUUUUCCUAAAAAAUUUUCAUAAGCAUAUAAGAUGCACCAAGGACAGCCCUUGGGGCCUACCAUGA
Molecule: messenger RNA, 891 nt
Organism: Pieris macdunnoughi
Lineage: Eukaryota; Metazoa; Arthropoda; Insecta; Lepidoptera; Pieridae
Source: the annotation of a GenBank genome assembly